Molecule: messenger RNA, 525 nt
Organism: Rodentolepis nana
Lineage: Eukaryota; Metazoa; Platyhelminthes; Cestoda; Cyclophyllidea; Hymenolepididae
Source: the annotation of a GenBank genome assembly
ACACGCAAAUGUGAUAAGAAAGAUUCAAGCUGUUUCCUGAUUUCACGAAGGAGAUCUUCUGGAUCAUUUGACGAGGAAGAUAAUCCAUACAAAAUAAACGCCCAUUCAAACCCUCCCAGAGACUCAAACAAAUCCGUCAUUUUGACCGGCGUCCGUGCAAUCCCUUCAGACCUUCGAAGAACUCCAUCUCCUGUUGAUUUUAAUGCAUAUGCCACCGAACAGACGGAAGUUCAAAAAUUCCCUCAUCAACCCAAGUGGAAAUCGUCUUCCACUUUUCUUGAAGAAGUAGAAACACAUCUCCCCAAGAGACGACCUGUUCUUUCGAAUGAUACACGACGUCGGGAGGAUCCUUGUGCCAAUUCUGAUCAUUCCGUGACCCAUUUUAAUAGGAUGGAUUAUGAUGACUACGCCACCCUUCCUAAAACAACACAGCACAGAAAUGACCCGGCUGAUAUUCCGCUAGUUCGGCGGCCCUAUACUAUUGAACAGAUUGGGUAUAGACAUGAGGACUAUAUGUGCGCGUAA